AUGUCUAGUUUAACAGAACUUUUUAAGCAAUAUGUUAAUAUUAUCGAAGAGAGUCAACAGAAUAUUACUUCGGUGAAAAAAUCUCAAGAGGAAGUCUCUAAGGAUGAUUAUAUAGUGGACAAAAGCAGUUUCAAGCAUUUAAAAGAUUCCUUUUUGACUGAAUGUUCUGAUUUAAUGAAGUAUUUAAGAGAAUUGAGGAAAGUAUUAGCAACGCUUGAACCGCAAUACAAUGCUGAUUCAAAAAUGUCAGAGAUGGAUAAAGAUGAUUUCGAUACAGAAUUUAGGUUACAAUUACAACAGUACGUCUCAAAAUUUAAACAUUUACAAAAAUAUGAGAAUGAGAGACAACAACUGAUUGAAACUCAAAUUAUAGCGAACAAAAAUUCUUUCCUUAACUUCUUGAAUGGUACAAAUCCAGAAACUAUCGAAUUACAUUAUAAAUCAGUUAACGAGUUCAGAUUAGGUGUUUUACGAUCUUUAUCGAUAUGGUUGAAUAAAAUUUCGAAUCAAUUCACAAAUUUGCAACAAGAGAGGAUAGCUUUUCAAAGGAAAUUCGAAGCUUUAGAUCUAAAUUCUGAUUUCAACAUUACACCACCUUCGUUCGAGGUAGAACCACCUGUUUUAUUAUCUGUUUCUCAAAGUCAACCUCAAGAAAGUGUUCAAGAUGAAAUUAAACAUUAUAACGAAGCUAUGUCAAAAUUAUCACAGGAACAAAUACAAUUGUUGGAGACGGAGCAUGAAGAACUGUUGAAUAUGAAGAAUGAUCAAUUGAAGAAAGUUGAAAAUAUUAAUAAGACAAUUAUGGAAGUCGUCAGUUUACAAAAUGAAUUAGCUUCACAUCUAAGUGUACAAUCUCAGAACAUUAAUAAUAUGAUGGAUAAUCAAGAUGAUAUUGAAGUAAACAUUAAACAAGGUAAUAAACAACUAACAAAAGCACAAAAGAAAGCAGGAAAAGCUGCAAAACUAACAACAUAUAGUGCUAUAUUUAUAGGUAUACUACUUCUAUUGCUAGACUAUAUAAGCUGA
Messenger RNA from Tetrapisispora phaffii CBS 4417, 1026 nucleotides. RefSeq names its product Ufe1p (gene UFE1). Bases 1 to 1026 code for a protein of 341 amino acids. The record is from RefSeq and is a predicted model, not a curated record. Lineage: Eukaryota; Fungi; Ascomycota; Saccharomycetes; Saccharomycetales; Saccharomycetaceae. Gene Ontology annotation, cellular component: endoplasmic reticulum; SNARE complex. The transcript has a single exon. Gene Ontology annotation, biological process: retrograde vesicle-mediated transport, Golgi to endoplasmic reticulum.